AGGGUCUUAUUUUGAAAAUUUUCCCCGGAAGUUCCAUAAAUCCUGUCAAUCACUGAUAGCAUGAUAGCAUCUUGCUAACACAAGUGCCUAUCCGCUUCCGAAGAAAGAAACAAAAUCCCCCCUUUCGGUGGGACCCCUGUCACCAUGUCUGUGUUGUGGUACAGACUGUGACAACUAACGCCAAGAUGAUGAACGACAUCAUAGAGGAACCAGAGAAAGACACCCUGCUGGAAACGCAGACGGAGUCUCAAGUUUUGUCGAUGCCCAGUAGUGGCACAAGACCUAAGACUGCUGAUGGAGGCAUCAGGCCGGUGGAAAAACGAGGACCUUACAUUAUGUCCAGAGCUCCAGCCAUUCACCUCAAACUACAGAAACACAGGGAGAUGGCAAGGAGGGCUCUGAAGAAGAAAGCCCUCUCACCAGGACCUCCAGUGAUGCAUCAGCCCCGACAAGGAGCCAAGAGGACAGUGAAGUUUAACAAGGGCUACGCUGCUUUGAGUCAGCACGCUGAGGACACUUUGGUUGCAGUGGGCUCAGACAGUGAUGAAGAGAUUGAUUUUGAGCAGUAUUCCUCAGGGUACUCUUCAUCUGAGAUCCAUCCUGAUUUAAGCAGGCAGCUGCUUCAGGAUGGCUACCGUCUGGAUGAGGUCCCUGAUGACGAGGACCUAGACCUGAUUCCUCCCAAAGCCAUGGGCUCCUCUGUGUGCUGCUGCUUUGAGGGACCGUCCUGCUCCAUGCAGUGACACUGGUGCUGAGACUUGAACCUUACAAAGGCUUGGCUCCACUUGCAGUCCCUGACCUUUAGUCACUAGUGCCACAGGCCUUAUUUCUAGCCCAGCUCCACUUUUGUGCUGCCUGUGGACUUCCUCCUCUGAAGCCAAGCCUGCUCAUGCAGGACUGUUCGAGAUUGCUCAACCUGCAAGAAAAUGCAGUUAGACGUAAGAACAAGCCUUAUCCACUGUGACCCCAAAGCUUGACUUUUGUUUUGUUUUUUAUA
Molecule: messenger RNA, 997 nt
Organism: Monopterus albus (swamp eel)
Lineage: Eukaryota; Metazoa; Chordata; Actinopteri; Synbranchiformes; Synbranchidae
Gene: fam219b
Product: family with sequence similarity 219 member B
Exons: 6
Coding region: 186-743 (185 amino acids)
Source: RefSeq, a predicted model, not a curated record